AUGUGUGCGUCUCCGCUACGAGUUGCCGUGGUGUGCCGGAGUAACCAGAACCGCAGCAUGGAGGCUCACAACCUCCUCAGGAAACGAGGAUUCUGCGUCAGAUCUUUUGGAACAGGAAGUCGCGUGCACCUGCCAGGCCCAAGACCAGACACGCCGAAUGUUUAUGAUUUCACAACAACAUAUGAUCAGAUGUACAAAGAUCUUCUUAAGAAAGACAGGAAACUCUACACAAGCAAUGGUAUUUUGCACAUGUUGGACAGAAAUAAGAGAAUAAAGCCACGGCCAGAAAGAUUCCAGAAUUGUAAAGACUUGUUUGAUCUCAUCUUUACCUGUGAAGAGAGAGUAUAUGACCAGGUAGUAGAAGAGUUAAAUUCCCGAGAUCAGGUGACCUUCCAGCCGGUCCACGUGAUUAAUGUGGACAUUCUGGACAAUGCAGAAGAAGCUACUCUGGGAGCCUUUCUCAUUUGUGACAUCUGUUUGUGCAUCCGGCAGACAGAAGACAUGGAUAAUGAUAUCAGUGAACUGUUACGGGAAUUUGAGGAGCGAAGCAAUAAGACUUUCCUGCACACGGUCUGCUUUUACUGA
Molecule: messenger RNA, 585 nt
Organism: Trichosurus vulpecula (common brushtail)
Lineage: Eukaryota; Metazoa; Chordata; Mammalia; Diprotodontia; Phalangeridae
Product: RNA polymerase II subunit A C-terminal domain phosphatase SSU72-like
Exons: 1
Coding region: 1-585 (194 amino acids)
Biological process (GO): termination of RNA polymerase II transcription
Cellular component (GO): mRNA cleavage and polyadenylation specificity factor complex; nucleus
Molecular function (GO): RNA polymerase II CTD heptapeptide repeat phosphatase activity
Source: RefSeq, a predicted model, not a curated record